AUGUCUGGGCCAUUUACCUCGGAAGUGCCGCCACGCUCUCUGGCUGCGGUCCAGGAUUCCUCUACAAAAACCAUUUGCACACAGGAGAGAGAUACCCCGACUCCAGAAUCUACACAAGUUCUCGUCCGGAUCAGCUGUACCGGAGUAUGCGCCACGGAUCUACAUCUGUGCAGAAGGGACCUGCCGUACUUGCAACCGACGGUGUCGGUCGGCGGGCACGAAGGUGUGGGCGACAUCGCGUCUCUGGGCUCAAACGUCAACAAAAGUCUGUGGAAGAUCGGCGACCGCGUCGGAGUCCGCUGGCUACACAGAGUCUGUCUCCAGUGUGACUUGUGCACGAGCGGGUACGAGAACCUCUGUCCAAACAGGAAGAUCAGCGGUAAGGACGUCGAAGGAUGCUUUGCGCAGUACGCGCUGGCCGACUCCGAAUACCUCGUCCGCAUCCCGGAGAUGGUGAGCGACCCCGAUGCCGCGCCCAUCCUUUGCGCGGGGGUCACGGUGUACAAGGCGCUGAAGAUCGCGCAGCUGCGAAAGGGGUCCUGGGUGGCCGUUGCCGGCGCGGGAGGCGGGUUGGGUCACCUUGCGAUCCAAUAUGCAAAGGCGAUGGGGUUAAGACCUAUCGGUCUCGACGCUGGCAAGAAGGACAUCUGUCUCACUAUCGGCGCCGAAGCUUAUGUUGACGUCCUGGAGACCAACGACAGCGUCGCGGCCGAGGUGCAGAGAGUGACGGGUGGCGCUUCUGGCGCACUGAUAUGCGCAUCCAACGGGAGAGCGUACGCUGAUGCCGUCAAGUACCUGGCCAAAGCUGGGACGAUGGUAUGCAUUGGCCUCCCGCCACGACCGUCCCCGAUCCCCGUUCUGCCCGAAGACUUCAUCGCAAGGGGAAUCAAGAUCAUGGGCACUUCGACAGGCACACUGAAAGAUACGGAAGAGGCUUUGGACUUUGUGGCUCAAGGGCUGGUGAAGCCGAGACUUGUCGAGAAGUCGUUGGACGAUAUUGAGAGCGUUCUUGAGGAUAUUGAACAUGCCAAAGUCGAGGGGAGGGUGGUUAUUAGAAUGGUACAUUAA
This is a messenger RNA of Exophiala spinifera, 1068 nucleotides long. RefSeq lists its product as uncharacterized. Bases 1 to 1068 code for a protein of 355 amino acids. The transcript has a single exon. Lineage: Eukaryota; Fungi; Ascomycota; Eurotiomycetes; Chaetothyriales; Herpotrichiellaceae. The record is from RefSeq and is a predicted model, not a curated record. Gene Ontology annotation, molecular function: zinc ion binding; oxidoreductase activity.